This is a messenger RNA of Puccinia graminis f. sp. tritici CRL 75-36-700-3, 2556 nucleotides long. RefSeq lists its product as uncharacterized. Gene Ontology annotation, biological process: GPI anchor biosynthetic process. Lineage: Eukaryota; Fungi; Basidiomycota; Pucciniomycetes; Pucciniales; Pucciniaceae. Gene Ontology annotation, cellular component: endoplasmic reticulum membrane. Bases 1 to 2556 code for a protein of 851 amino acids. The record is from RefSeq and is a predicted model, not a curated record. The transcript is spliced from 10 exons.
AUGACUCUUCCCCGGCAAGACAAACAGCGGACCACAGCCAGACUCAAGAUCAUCCUGCUCAUCACCAGCCAGCUUAUCGGAGCAGGACUAUUCGCCAGAGGUUUCUUCCCUGCACACAAGCCACCCAGCGGCUAUGGAGCGCCACCACACCCGACGGGAAAGGCACCGUUCGACAGACUGGUCUUUGUUCUGAUCGAUGCUCUGCGAAGCGAUUUUAUGUUUGGUACGGACUCCAGGAUGAAUUUCACUCAAUCGCUCGUUCGGGAUGGAAAGGCACUUCCAUACACUGCUAUCGCUCAAGCGCCUACUGUAACCCUACCACGACUUAAGGCAAUGACCACUGGCAUGAAUCCCCAAUUCCUGGACGCGGUCUUGAACAUCGCUGAUUCAACUGAUCAGGGUGCUCUCCUAGAACACAGUGACUCUUGGCUACGUCAGCUCCUGUUUUCUUCUCAAGUGGCUUCACCAACCAGCCCACUCGUCAUGCAGAGAAAGGCAAUAUUCUAUGGCGAUGAUACCUGGCUGCGUCUCUUCCCCUCUUCCUGGUUUGCGGAGGUGGAUGGCGUCUCAAGUUUUUAUGUCACCGACACUGAGAUUGUCGACUAUAACGUCACCAGACAUCUCGAUCACGCGCUCUCAGAAAAACAGCAACAGGAAUGGGAUAUCGCCAUUCUGCACUAUCUUGGCUUGGACCAUGUUGGACAUUUGGGAGGCUCAAAAUCUAUCUUGAUGGGCCCCAAACAGGAACAAUUAGACCUUGCUAUCUCCCGCAUUUUCGAUGGCAUUUCAAAGCAUGACCUCCGAUCAAAAAAGAAAACACUUCUUCUUGUCGCCGGUGAUCACGGGAUGACUGAUGCUGGUAACCACGGCGGAUCAUCUAAGGAGGAACUGUCUACAGCGCUUUUACUCGCUUCACCUUCCUUCAACCGCGUUGGGUCACUUAGUGCUCAAAAGGACGAGCCCGAGAGAGUACAGCAGGUGGACAUCGUGCCAACCCUUGCCAUGCUUUUCGGUACUGGAAUACCUCCCGCUAGUAUAGGAGUUGCUAUCGAAUCAGCCCUUGAGUUAUCUUUUGGUGAUCAGAAACCCCACAAUGUGCACCUCGAGGCUGCGUUGAGAAAUCAUGCAGUUCAAUUGACCACUUUACUCCAGCAAGUAUUUGGAGGGCUCUCCCCAGUCAAAGCUUUCUUGCAUCUUGACGAUCUUGGAACCGAAAACGAAAACUUGGAAGCUAUCAUCAGCCGGUUGGAUGUUGAUCGAGUCAGAACUAUUCUCCACAGGUCUCAACAGUAUCUUCUGACUCGAUUCUCGGGUUACCAUCUGCCAAGCAUGGUUCUGGGCCUAAUCUUUUUGACGAUUGCGGUCGUUGGCUUCAUAUUUGAAGCCUUCCGGGGGCGUGGAAGGCGCUUGAAUAAUCGGGAGAUCAUGGUCGUCGUUCUAGCAGCUGUCCAACUCGCGAGCUUCGGAUCGACGAGCUUCAUUGAAGAGGAACAUGAAGCCUGGUUCUUCUUAGGCGCCUCCUCACUCUCCAUCCUCGCCUUCUUAGCCCCAACUACUAGGAAGUAUCAUUAUCUCCUUGGAGUCGUCCUCAUUCGAGUCUUGCGGGGCUGGUCUCACAAUGGACAGAAAGCCGGUGUCGACAAUAGCAUUUCCAACUUUGUACAUGGAAAACCAUGGUUAUGUCAUCUGCUAGACCCUCUGGGGGUCUAUUACUUGGUUUCAAGUCAGACCCGAAGUGGCCCAGGUGGUGGUCAUUAUAGUUCGAUGGGAAUGCUACUGAUUAUUGGCGCAGGUGUCUUCAGUCUGACGCCGAUGGAUCGGCCGUUUCUCUAUCUGAGCAGGGACAUUGGAGUGUUACAGGAUAGGGAGACUCGGCCGCGAUUACUGUAUGGCCUGUUGGUCUCUGGCUUAGGCCUCAGUUUCUUUCGGGAUAUGUCUAAACAAUCGUUCCGGGGAGCAUUGCGGAUCGCGAUCCUGGUCCUCUUGCGAUCGCUGACUAAGAUGGAAAACUAUCCGGUCCUCUGGCUUUCCUUUUUCGCUGGUGAUCUGUGCCAUUUUUUGACGAGCAAUAUAAAGAGCAUUGAUAGUCGGGAAGGUGAAGUUGAGCAGGAGGGGCCGAUCCUCUCGACUUGGAUCCAAUUGGUCUUCUUCAAAUCCACAUUCUUUGCCCUGGGAGGCUCGAAUUCGUUGGCAACGGUGGAUCUCUCAAAUGCAUACAAUGGAUUACGAUCCUUCUCAUUACCGAUGGUGACGCUACUGACGUUCCUGUCGAACUUCUCAGGGUCGAUGAUCGUUGGGCUGGGAGGGCUAAUCCAGUCAUCGAUGAGGAGGGAAGAAACAGGAAGGGAAGAGAUUGGAUGUCGACAGGCGACGACGCUCGUCCGCUCGGCCUACUUUAGCCUCCACUUCUUGCUCAUCUCGAUCCUCAGUACUCACUUCUCAGAUCAUCUCUUCGUCUUCUCUGUCUUCUCUCCUGCUGUCCUCUACGCGUUUGUCUGGUUCUUUGGCUUCCAUACUCUUCUAUCUCUCUUGGAGAUCCUCUCUUCCUUUCUCUAA